AUGGUCAGGAACUUCGGAGUAAUAAGGGACAAAAGUUUCCGCGCUAGGCGUCACGACUGUAGUCUCGGUGACCCGCACGGGAAUUUCAUCGACGCGGCUUGUAAGGAUACUACCGCUUGUAUACAAAUUACAUAUCUGGCUCCCUCUUCCUUACCUACUUCAUCCUAUGAGGCUGAACACAUCACCCAUAUUCGACACGUACUCCUUUACGAGUUCGAAUCUGGCCACCCCGCUGCUGAAGCCCAUCGAAACUUAAGUCGAGUAUUCGGCACUGAUGCCCCUUCUGAGUGGUCUGUGCGCGCCUGGUUCCAGCGCUUCAAAGCCGAAAACAAGAAUUUCGAAGAUGAGCCUCGCUCUGGUCGACCGACUACAAUAUCGUUCGACGAACUGAGGAAUCUGGCGGAGCAGCAUCCAUAUGAAGGCGCGCGGUAUUUUGCUGCCAGUCUUGGCUGUUCGCUGUCCACCGUGAGCAAUGGACUGCGACCUCUCAGAAUGGUGAAAAAGCUCGGUCAAUGGAUCCCGCAUGCAUUGAGCGACGGCAACCGCCAAAGACGCCUGGACAUCUGCACUCAGCUGCUCUCCAGAAGCCGCAGAUUCGACUGGCUGGGCACCAUCGUCACUGGAGAUGAAAAAUGGGUCCUCUACGUCAACCAUACCCACAAACGUGCGUGGUGCGCUGGCGAUGAAAUGCCGUAUCUUUUCGUGAAAGGUGAUAUCCAUGAGAAGAAGGUCAUGCCGAGCGUCUGGCGGGGAGUUCAUGGAAUCUACCGUUUUGAACUGCUGCCGGACAACACGACAGUUACUGCCGAGGUCUACUGCGCUCAAUUGCAAAGACUGGCCGACAAUAUUCGCAAGGAGCACCCGAAGCUUGACAACGUUCGCCUGCUGCACGAUAACGCGCGCCCUCACAUUGCGAAGAAGACUUCCCAGAAGAUUCUGGAGCUCGGAUGGGAACAUCACCUGGAAGAGAAGUGCUACGAUGAUCGUGACCACCUCGAAAAUGACCUUCGGGCUUUCUUCGCCUCCAAGUCGCUGGAGUUCUAUGAAAAAGGAAUCGGUGAGAGGACGCUGGAUGAAGCCCAGUCUCAAGAACAACCUGGAUUCCGCCAGAGUUUCAGCUGUUUGGACCACAUCCAGACCGUGUCGAGGGUCAUAAAGGUUUGCCAGGAAUACCGCCUGCCCCUUGUUCUAACCUUCGUCGACUAUGAGAAAGCCUUUGACAGGGUAGAAACGAAUGCAAUACUGUCAGCGCUGGUCGAUCAAGCUUUCCACCGCCCUCUCACCAUACCCAUUGGGAAGGGGGUACGACAAAGCGAUACUAUAUCGCCGAAGCUGCUCACGGCUGCAUGGCAAUGGAUAAUGAAAUCACUUUCCUGGAAAGAAAGGGGCAUACGUGUUGAUGGAAGAUUUCUUUCGAACCUUCGUUUCGCGGACGACAUCGUUCUCUUUUCGAGCAGUACCAAUGAAGCAGAAACGAUGCUCAACGAAUUGAACGAAGCGGGGAAUAGAAUAGGACUGCGAAUAAACAGGAAGAAGACACAGUUCAUGAAGAACGCUUACUGCGAGGACGGAGGAGUACAACUUGAAGGCUCCCAAAUCGUGGAAACUUCAUCACACGUGUACCUUGGACGUUCUAUGAACAUGGAAAACGACUUGAAGGAAGAACUGAAUAGAAGAAUGAGAGCAGCAUGGGUAGCAUUCGCAGCCGUCAGGGAAGCUACGGACCAACUGACGGACCAAGACCUUCGUGCCCAUCUGUUCGACUCGACAGUUCUUCCAGCGCUCUGUUACGCAGUGGAGACGUGGGCAGACACCACUGCCACGUGUAGGAAGCUACUUACUACCCACAGAGCCCUUGAGAGAUAUCUUCUGAAGUUUAACCGGCGAACACAAGACCUAGCCGGUCUUCGCAGCUCCGACUUAAGAGGAAUGUCCCGUCUUUGCGACCCAGCGGAAUAUGUAUCGAAAGCAAAACAUAAAUGGGCCGGUCACAUCAUGAGAAGAAUCGACGAUAGAUGGACUAAAAGAACGCUAGAGUGGAUCCCAAGAGAUACUAAACGCCCUCGAGGGAGACCGCCAACGAGAUGGGGUGACGUGUUCGCUACACGGACGGACCAGCUGAAAGCUCAGCUGGAUACGGCUCAAGGACCUCGUCAACGUCACUCACGAAACUUGAGAACAUCUUGGAUGACAAUGGCGAGGGAACGAAACGAGUGGAAGAGAUGCUGGGGCCCGCACGUCCAGUGA
Necator americanus (New World hookworm) is the source of this 2247-nucleotide messenger RNA. RefSeq lists its product as uncharacterized. Gene Ontology annotation, cellular component: nucleus; condensed chromosome; site of double-strand break. The transcript is spliced from 5 exons. Bases 1 to 2247 code for a protein of 748 amino acids. Gene Ontology annotation, biological process: double-strand break repair via nonhomologous end joining; DNA double-strand break processing; replication fork processing. The record is from RefSeq and is a predicted model, not a curated record. NCBI's taxonomy places the organism in Eukaryota, Metazoa, Nematoda, Chromadorea, Rhabditida, Ancylostomatidae. Gene Ontology annotation, molecular function: single-stranded DNA endonuclease activity; histone H3K36 methyltransferase activity; histone H3K4 methyltransferase activity.